AUGGCCUCAGAAUAUGAAAACAAAGGUUAUUGGGGAGUUUCCCACACCAUCAAUGAAGAGGCUUGUGACAGAGACCAACAGUGUGGAGGAGGCAUGUGCUGUGCUGUCACUCUGUGGCUUAGGAGUCUACGAAUAUGCACACCAAUGGGCAAUGAAGGGGACGAAUGCCAUCCUCUGAGUCACAAAGUACCGUACAUGGGAAAACGGAUGCACCACACAUGUCCUUGUUUGCCGAAUCUCAUUUGUGUGAGGUUUGGAGAUGGCUACUACAGAUGUUUACCACAGUUCAAAAUUGAAAAUGUCUUCUUUUAG
Messenger RNA from Hemiscyllium ocellatum (epaulette shark), 312 nucleotides. It is a transcript of the gene prok2, whose product is annotated as prokineticin 2. The record is from RefSeq and is a predicted model, not a curated record. The transcript has 3 exons. Bases 1 to 312 code for a protein of 103 amino acids. Lineage: Eukaryota; Metazoa; Chordata; Chondrichthyes; Orectolobiformes; Hemiscylliidae.